ACAGCAGCGAAGUUUCCAAAUGGUGUCGCCACUGCGGCAAGUGAUUUGAAAAACAUUUCACGGAUGAGUAGUCAGCAGAUCGAAGCGUGCCGAUCAGGAAACAGCAACAUUUUACAGCUGUGUGUAGCGCGAAUGGAAUGCGAGAACAAAACAGAUUUGGUUUAAACUAGGAAACGCAAUUUCGACACACCGGAUUCCGGAGAUAACAUAUAGUUUGAAAAACAUCACGUUCAAAACAGUUAUGCUGCGACAGCCUUUAAAAGCAGUAGUUUCGUCAUAUAUACAAGCAGUUAUUGUAUUUAAAUUAAUUAAUGAAUGAAAGUAACUUUAUCCUCGCGUAACGGACUGCAACAGACAUAACACAGGUGGGCAGUUUCAUACACCUCGUGCCAGUAUAGACCAACAGUUAUAUAUUUUAAACUUAUUUGUGCUUUAGGAAGGUCGAAAAUAGUACAUAUAGACAUGAGCAACAGUAGUAUUACCGAUAUCUCGAAUUUGCCGAUUUCAUCAAAUUUACUAGCACCAGAAGAGCCAGCCGUUAUUUCAGAUGGUGAAACCCCUGGGACGGUCACGCCAAUGCACACAGACACAAUGUUGGUCACAAUGUCAAGUGACGAAAAAGAAAGACGGAACCGAACCAACGCGAGGUUGAGUCGAAUACCUUUGUUGUUCAAAGUAAUAGGAGUCGUGAUAUUCGCUUGUAUUGUAGUGGUUGCUACAGCAUUAGGAAUCUACUUUGCUGCGGAGAACGCAAAGCCUACGAAUACAACGUUCGCUAUUUAUUAUCCGGAAACCUAUGACGAAAUCUAUUACGUGAAUUAUUAGAACUGCAAUACCUUUGUUUAAUUUCUUGGAAAAAGAAUCAUAGUUUAAGAAGUAUAUGGCUAAGAACAUAGACGACGAGCCAUAUGAACACAAGCUGCAAAACUACAUUCCUAAUUUUACCAAGCGAAUGAGACGCGUGUUACCUAUUCUUUAACACUCGGCAAGGAAAACAUUUAAUGUGUCUGUUGACUCGUGUAUGUCUAUAUUUUGCCUAAUUAUGUGUCGUUUAAUUGUGAAGUGCAAUACAAUAUAUAAACGCUU
Messenger RNA from Ciona intestinalis (vase tunicate), 1086 nucleotides. RefSeq lists its product as uncharacterized. The record is from RefSeq and is a predicted model, not a curated record. Lineage: Eukaryota; Metazoa; Chordata; Ascidiacea; Phlebobranchia; Cionidae.